Messenger RNA from Dentiscutata heterogama, 1509 nucleotides. The record is from the annotation of a GenBank genome assembly. Lineage: Eukaryota; Fungi; Glomeromycota; Glomeromycetes; Diversisporales; Gigasporaceae.
AUGCUUUCAGAGACAUCACAAACAAGAAGUUGGCUCAAGGCAAAGCUUCAAGCUAUUAAAAGAACCGGUUUACAGUUUUCUGAUGACAUUUUAAUAUCUAUACUGGUUUGUCUCAUGUCAAGAGACAAGCACUUAAUUUUGACUUGCAAACAAGAACAUACGGAAGAAUUAAAAACUAUGAUUGAACAGAUCUUUCAUAAUGUUUUCGGCUUGACUUGUGCAACUGUCACUUGCGAUGCUUCGCAAACUCCUGCUGACUUUAUUGCAAAUCUUUUUAGCCGACCAAAAGACGAAAAUUCUCAUUCUUCAAAUAAUAAUCAUAUUGGUAAUUCAAUUCAAAAUAGUGCUGAGGAUUCACUUAAUCGAUUAAAGCAACAAAAGUCUUACAGAUCAUUAAUGACAACAAGUUCGACAAAUUCAAAUGAGAAAAGGCCUUCGCAAGAAUUUAAAGGAAUGAAUCGACAUUCUAAUUUAUCUUAUAGUCCUAGUAAUCUAAACAACAAAGAUCCAUCUAUAGAUUCUAGUUUUAGUGAUGAAUCUCCAAUUUUUGCUAGUAAUAAUAUUGACGAUGAAAUAUCAAUAAAUGAAGCUGGUGAAUAUGGCCCACGAAAGAAACAAGAACGUUCUCGAACACUUGAUAGUCCUAAAGAAACAAAUUUUAUUUCUUCUGCUGCACAGAAUUCUCAGGCACGUAGGAGAAAUACUUUUCUCACAUCAACAUCUUCUCAACCUAUUGACAUUCCAGAAAGGCCUUCUACCCCAUCUCGUCCAAAUCUUAAUAGAACGCAUGGGAGUAUAGGCACUGGUGGGUUUGAAUCUUAUUCUCCUCAUAACUCUGCAUCUCGAAAAUUGGCUCAGGCAGUGAUAAUUGAGAGUUUAUCUUAUGCGAAUGAAAUCAUAUUUGCAUUUUUAUUGGAGAUUCUGGCUAAUAAAGAAGUAAACGAUAAAUCAACCACUUUCUAUUUACCAAAACCAUUUCUUAUUGUAGCUUUAUUACCGGAAUCUUACCCAAGACAUAGCUUACCUAAUCAAUUGAUCGACAGAUUUUUCUUAAGCUAUAUGUACGAAGGAAUAAUAGGAUUUGGAAAAUCUCCAAUUGUUAAUCGAAAGAAUCCAAUGAUUCGUGAAAUGGAAAUUGAAAAAUUAUCAAAAGAUAUGGACAAUGUUUCAGUUCAUACUGAUAUGCAGCGAUAUAUGCGAGAUAUUGUUGUUGGACUACGUACACAUAGAGUUGUCAAAAGAGGAAUAACAUCUCGAGCUUCAACUGACUUGGUAACACUUGUAAAGGCAUUGGCUGCUGUGUUUCAACGUAACUAUGUUACACCAGAGCUAGUGAUAUUUGCAAGUGAGAAAGUAUUCUCACAUCGAAUAAUAUUACGAGAACCAGGUGAUGAUAGAAGUAUAAUGUAUGGGACAAGUUUGAAGACUUUAUUAAAAAAAAUGCGAACCAAUGCAACACCAGGAGAUGUUAUUGCGGACAUUCUGCGAGCUGUUUUUCCUCCUGUGUGA